AUGCAGAAAACUGCCAAAACCAUGGCUGAUGUUGUUAGCUUUGAUCAGCAUUCUUGUGGGAUGUUUCCUAGGAUCAUCAGUCCGUACGAUGAUGGAAAAUUGUCAUCAUUUUAUGUAACUGAAGGUCUAGAUUCCAUCUGGCAACAUACAAUAUUCGAUGAAGGCUACAAGUUUGAUCCUCAGCCUAAAGAAAAUCCCAGUAAAACAAAGUAUCUGCUAGCAUUAGCAGUUGGGAUUAAGCAGAAAGUAAUUGUGAACAAAAUAGUCAGCAAAUUCUCUGAGAAUUUUACAAUAGUGUUGUUUCACUAUGAUGGGAGAGCAAGCGAAUGGGACAACGAAUGGUCACAAAGAGCUAUACAUAUCUCUGCAAAGAGACAAACUAAAUGGUGGUAUGUGAAAAGAUUUCUUCAUCCAAAUAUAGUGGCAGAAUAUGAAUAUAUAUUCAUAUGGGAUGAAGAUUUUGGGGUAGAGAAUUUUAGUGCAGAAGAGUACAUAAAAGUGGUGAAGAAAUAUGGGCUUGAAAUAUCACAGCCAGCAGUAACUUCAACAAAAGGGUUGACCUACAAGAUGACACUUAAAAGAGAUGGAGUUGAAGUCCACUGGCAAGCUGUGGAAGAUAAUUGCCAGAGUCUGUUCUUGCCACCUUGUGCAGGGUUUGUCGAAAUAAUGGCUCCAGUAUUCUCAAGUAACAUAUGGAGUUGUGUUUGGAACAUGAUUCAGAAUGACUUAGUUCAUGGUUGGGGAAUUGACUUUGAAUUUUAUAGAUGUGUUGAGAAGCCACAUAUAAGGAUAGGUGUUGUCGAUUCACAAUGGAUAAACCAUUUGGUAUUGCCAACACUAAGUAAUGAGGUAUUGCUUGUAGCAUACAAAGACAAGCACAUUUACACUGUUUGGUAA
Andrographis paniculata is the source of this 897-nucleotide messenger RNA. RefSeq lists its product as uncharacterized. The transcript is spliced from 9 exons. The record is from RefSeq and is a predicted model, not a curated record. Lineage: Eukaryota; Viridiplantae; Streptophyta; Magnoliopsida; Lamiales; Acanthaceae. The coding region runs from base 1 to 897 and encodes 298 amino acids.